This is a messenger RNA of Postia placenta MAD-698-R-SB12, 1554 nucleotides long. RefSeq lists its product as hypothetical. The record is from RefSeq and is a predicted model, not a curated record. NCBI's taxonomy places the organism in Eukaryota, Fungi, Basidiomycota, Agaricomycetes, Polyporales, Adustoporiaceae. The coding region runs from base 1 to 1554 and encodes 517 amino acids. Gene Ontology annotation, molecular function: protein binding. The transcript is spliced from 9 exons.
AUGCCUCGCAACAUAGCGAAGAUUCAUCCCGAAGUUCCACCACCGCCAGAAGGUGUUACUUCUGCGAAGAAGGCAGUGGCGGCCUCCAGUACUAAGACGCGGACAGUACGCGGAAAGCGCGGUGGACUGAAGGUUAUGCCAACCAUGCCGCUUGACAUAUUGCUUGAGAUAUUCAGCCAUCUCCAUCCUCGGGACCUUCUCAGCUUGGCAAGGACUAACAAGCCCUUCCGAGACUUCCUCAUGAGCCGCGCAUCUAGCUCUUCACUGUGGAGAGCAUCCCGCAGGAAUGUAGAGGGGCUCCCUGAUUGUCCUCCUCAUCUGAGCGAGCCCGCAUACGCCAAUCUGGCAUUCUCCCCAUACUGUCAUGGAUGCGAUAAGACUAAUAUUCACUCUAUUAUCUGGGAGUGGGGCGUUCGCUAUUGCAACACUUGCAAGAAGAGACUAUGCACAGAGUACUUUAAUGUGAUGAAGUUUCGUAACAAGACUCAGGUAGAGGGUGUUACGCCUCUAGAACUGCUCACAACCGGUAUUCUCGCUCCCGGUCGUGACUAUGGCUCAAUGUACCAAUUAUAUCAUACGGCGGAGGUUCUAGAGAUCAACGAAGCAGUCGACAGACUCUCCGAGGACAUGGAAGGGCUGCGAGAGUAUGUAGAGAACAGGAAGAAUCGCAUCAAGGUCAUCAGAGAGCACGCCGCACUCUGUGCACGAUGGCAAGCACAGAAGGUGGCAUCCAGAGCGACCGAGUUGGAGAGAGUUCGGAAGGCCCGUCUCAACGCAAUUGUCGCUCGGCUGCGUGAUAUGGGAUGGCUAAAGAUCCGUGACAAGCUUGUCGCUGUCAUGCAGACAACUCAAAGCCGACGCCUCCUGAAUGAAAGAAGAGAACUCCUCAAAGCUCGUCUUCGUCUGUUUGGCAUCGUCGUCAAUCGAUUCUAUGCUUCGCCCCGUAGGACCGAGGAGACCGAGCUCCAGCCUGGCGUCACUGACAUUGCUGUCAUGCCUGAAGUGCGACGAUUGCUCGACGUCCCGAGUGACAUCGCUGUCACCCUCGAGACGCUUGAGCCCCUUCGUGACGAGCUUCCUACCUUGAUUCAACGAUGGCAGACAGAAAUUCGUGAGGGUCUAACGCAGAUGUUAUCACAGAAGCUUGGAAACACCCACUCUAGCAGGCUCCUGGACUUGGCUAUCUCGUAUUUCGAAUGUCGAGUGUGCAAAUGGGCUUUCCGCUACCCAGAAGUUCUAGCUCAUCGUUGUCCGCGCACUCACGUAAGUAGCUACGGCUACGACGACACCAUUGCAACUGCGUUCGAGUGGGCUAUUCACUCGAAUGGACACCCAGAGCCAUGGUCCAUCACAGUAUUUACAGUUGACCAUGCUCUGGAAUUCAGCAGUAUAAUUGUACGAGUGUGUGGUAAGGAUCCCGAUCAUGCGACACGACAGGAGAUGGAUGCCUGGGACCUCCGACUGUGCUAUGUCCGCAAGUCUCAUCCGCUCAAUCUCUUUACGGAAGUUGAAAAUGCCACAGAUCUUGCACGAGUGGCACAAGCGCAGACAUGA